Messenger RNA from Dipodomys ordii (Ord's kangaroo rat), 1556 nucleotides. RefSeq names its product N(alpha)-acetyltransferase 40, NatD catalytic subunit (gene Naa40). Gene Ontology annotation, molecular function: histone H4 acetyltransferase activity; protein N-terminal-serine acetyltransferase activity; histone H2A acetyltransferase activity. The record is from RefSeq and is a predicted model, not a curated record. The transcript is spliced from 7 exons. NCBI's taxonomy places the organism in Eukaryota, Metazoa, Chordata, Mammalia, Rodentia, Heteromyidae. Bases 53 to 703 code for a protein of 216 amino acids. Gene Ontology annotation, cellular component: nucleus.
GUCCAGCAAAGCAAAGGAGAAGAAGCAGAAGCGGUUGGAGGAGCGAGCAGCUAUGGAUGCUGUGUGUGCCAAAGUAGACGCUGCCAACAGGCUUGGAGAUCCUCUGGAGGCAUUCCCAGUGUUCAAGAAAUAUGACCGGAAUGGGUUGAAUGUCUCCAUUGAGUGUAAGCGAGUAUCUGGACUGGAGCCUGCCACUGUGGAUUGGGCCUUCGACCUGACCAAAACAAAUAUGCAAACCAUGUAUGAGCAAAGUGAAUGGGGCUGGAAGGACCGAGAGAAACGGGAAGAAAUGACAGAUGACCGGGCCUGGUACCUCAUUGCUUGGGAGAACAGUUCUGUUCCUGUUGCCUUUUCUCACUUCCGAUUUGAUGUGGAAUGUGGGGAUGAAGUCCUGUACUGCUACGAAGUGCAAUUGGAAAGCAAAGUGCGGAGGAAAGGCCUGGGGAAGUUCCUCAUUCAGAUCCUGCAGCUCAUGGCCAACAGCACACAGAUGAAGAAGGUGAUGUUAACAGUAUUUAAACACAAUCAUGGCGCCUACCAGUUCUUCAGAGAAGCGCUGCAAUUUGAAAUCGAUGACUCUUCCCCCAGCAUGUCUGGUUGCUGUGGGGAGGAUUGCUCCUAUGAGAUCCUGAGCCGGAGGACCAAGUUCGGGGACAGCCAGCACUCCCACGCAGGUGGUCACUGUGGUGGCUGCUGCCACUGAACUCCCAGAGCCACGAGCAAGUACAAAUGCUAUCUCCCGAGGCCUGCCUUCUCCCCUGGUCCCAUGCCACUUGCCAGGUACCUCAGCUGUGGCUUCCUCAGCCCUGCCUGUGCCAGACGGCUCUGUAAGGGCACAGGACUCUGGGGAGCAGUGGUCCAAGCUACCUGCCACCGCUCUCCUGGAAGAGCAGAGUGCCAGGAAGGGCUGCGAGGACGUACUGUGAAGGAGCUGGCAGGACGACUGCGCAGUUCAUCCUGGCCUAAUGGCUGUCACUUGGCUCUUGGGCCCUGGAGCACAAGUCCCAUCCCCCCCUACUAUGCAGCUGGUUUCCUGACAGUCCCCCCUCCCAACUCAGAAAAAUGGAAUGUUUAUACCCAUCUUUGACAUUCCUGGAGGCCUGCUCUGAGGGCUGCAGGUACCCCCAGAAGAUCUGGCGUGGACAUGGGCUUGGGAUGCAUCCUUGGAGAACUGAGCACUUUGGUAGAGGCCAUUCAGCCCUCCUGCCAAGAUGCAGGAUGCACCUGCUAGCCAUGUUCUUAGGGAUCCACUCCACAGAGUGCUGUCAUCUCAAGGGAACAGCCACGUCUAGGGGGUGCUGUCCCUUCAUCCUGUCAGUCAGACACCAGGAAGAGGGGGCUGCCAUGGGGCCGACUGCUUCUCUGGGCUUUUGGACUUCGCUGCAUUCUGAAUUUCACUUCAUCUCAUGACAGUGAUUUGAGCUUUUUGUUCUAGAGGAAAGCUAGAGGUGUGCCCGUCCUCUCCAUUGCCUCCCAGCCUUGCCUCUGGCCUCACCAAUCACCUCUGUUCUUAGUCUCCAGGGGGAAUAACAUCAGGGAGCCCUUGUCUUCCCCCA